CUGAAAAAAGCUCGAAAAAAGCCCAAAAAAUGCCCAAAAAAUCUGAAAAAAGGCCCAAAGAUUGCCCCAAAAAUGCCAGAAAAAAGCCCAAAAAAUACCCAAAAAAAUCUCUAAAAAGGCCCCAAAAUUGCCCAAAAAAACCCCAAAAAAACCUCAAAAAAGGCCCAAAAAAAUCUCAAAAAAAGCCGAAAAAAUACCCAAAAAAUCUCCAAAAAAAGCCCCCAAAAAAGCGGCCCAAAAAAGCCCAAAAUGGUGAUUUUUUUUUUUCUCCCGAUGUUGUUGAGUUUUCCUCAUUCCCAGAUUUCAGGCAGGGCUUCCAAAAUUCCUGAAUUUCUUCUAAUUUAUCUCCUCAGCGGUGGUGAGCGUGGUGGCUUCAAUAAAUUCGGUGGACCCCGGGACCAAGGGCCCAGACAUGACCCAGGGGAGCAGGACAACUCGGACAACAACACGAUCUUCGUGCAGGGGCUGGGCGAGAACGUCACCAUCGAGUCGGUGGCCGACUACUUCAAACAGAUCGGGAUCAUCAAGACCAACAAGAAGACCGGCCAGCCCAUGAUCAAUCUCUACACCGACCGUGAGACCGGCAAGCUCAAGGGCGAGGCCACCGUGUCCUUCGACGACCCGCCCUCGGCCAAGGCCGCCAUCGACUGGUUCGACGGGAAGGAAUUCUCCGGGAACCCCAUCAAGGUUUCCUUCGCCACUCGCCGCGCCGACUUCACCCGCGGCGGGGGCGGCCGCGGCCGGGGCCGGGGAGGCCCCAUGGGCCGGGGCGGGUUCGGCUCCGGCGGCUCCGGCGGCCGCGGCGGCUUCACCGGGGGGGGAGGGGCCCAGCAGAGAGCGGGCGACUGGAAAUGCCCCAACCCGUGAGUGCCUUGUACUGGG
Haemorhous mexicanus (house finch) is the source of this 882-nucleotide messenger RNA. Its product is annotated as RNA-binding protein FUS-like. Gene Ontology annotation, biological process: regulation of DNA-templated transcription. The record is from RefSeq and is a predicted model, not a curated record. The coding region runs from base 250 to 867 and encodes 205 amino acids. The transcript is spliced from 6 exons. Gene Ontology annotation, molecular function: transcription coregulator activity; RNA binding. Gene Ontology annotation, cellular component: nucleus. Lineage: Eukaryota; Metazoa; Chordata; Aves; Passeriformes; Fringillidae.